AUGAACUUCGGCAGGGAGGUGGCCAGAAUGACAAGUUGUUAUACAUAUGUAAUAGAAGAUGACGAUACAGCCAUGGCGUGUCUAAAUGUCUUUGAGUUGGCCGAGAAGGGUGACCAGGCUCUGCUGGAGAAUCUGGUGAGGAAGAACCCUGAGGUCCUAAGUGAGAAAGAUGAGAACGAAGCAAGUCCCGUUCAUCACGCCGCCGCGGGCGGCCAUGUCGCCCUCAUCCAAUUAAUCAGCGCUGUCAUGGGCCCGCAUGUUCUCAACAGCUGCGACGUGCACGGCAACGUGCCCCUUCACUGGGCCGUGGACAAGAACAAGGCGGAGAGCUGCACGGCUCUAAUGGACCUGGGGGCCGUGCCGAACAUCCUCAACAAGGCCCUGCUGUCCCCUCUGCACUUGGCUAUCAGCAAGGGAUACAACAAUCUGGUGGAGCUUCUGCUCUCCUACAGCACAGUAGAUUACAACCAGUCAGGAGAUCUUGGCAACACUCCUUGCAUGAUGGCCUGCUCCCUCAACAACUGUACCGCUCUCAGCUUGUUGAUAAAGCACGGAGCGCGGCUCUGCCAGCAGAACAAGCUGGGGCAUUUUGCAGUGCACGCCGCUGCCUUCGCAGGAGCAAGGAAGGCCAUAGAAGUCGUCCUGAAGGCCGGGGAGGAGCUGGGCUACUUCACUGAAAACCACAUUAACUACGUCGACAAAUCCAACAGCAGUCCUCUCCAUCUGGCCGUGAGAGGCGGAAACAUCGAGACAAUCCGUUUCUGCAUCAGCAGGGGGGCCAAAAUUGACCAGCAACAGCACGACAAGUCGACGCCGCUUCAUUUGGCGUGCACCCAGGGCGCCAUCGAGGUGGUCAAACUGAUGCUAUGCUCCCACACCCGAGUGGAGGAGAUCAUUAACCUCAAGGAUGGGGGAUGUCAGACGCCUCUACACAGGGCCACAAUAUUUGACCACGUGGAGCUGGCUGACUACCUCAUAUCUUUGGGUGCAGAUGUAGACUGUCUUGACUGUAAAGGGAACUCCCCCUUGCUGGUGGCUACAAACUGCGGCGCAUGGAAAACCGUGGUGCUGCUCCUGUCAAAAGGGGCGGAUGUCAAUCUAAAGGACAAGUUUGGUUGCAACUUCCUCCACUUAGCCAUCCUGCAACCUAAAGGGUUGAAGAACCUCCCAGAAGAAAUUCUGCAGCGUAACAAUGUGAAGGCCUUGCUGAGCUGCGAGGAUAACGAGGGCUGCACUCCGCUCCACUACGCGUGCAGGCUGGGCAUCCACGUCUCGGUGCGGAACAUGCUGGGACUCUCGGGGCAGCUGGGCCUCGCUUGCAAGUCCAAGGAUAAGAAGUCUGCCCUGCACUUCGCUGCUCAGUAUGGGCGUAUUAAUACGUGUCACAGGUUGCUGGAGACCAUGAAAGACUCCCGCUUGCUUAAUGAAGGCGACGAGCGGGGUUUGACGCCGCUUCAUUUGGCGUCCAGAGGGGGGCACACACAGGUAGUGGAUCUGCUGCUGCGCAAAGGUGCUCUUUUUCACAGUGAUUACGAGGGCUGGACCUGCCUGCACCAUGCCUCCUCCGAGGGAUACACACAAACUAUGGACAUUAUCUUAUCAGCCAAUAUGAAGCUGCUGGACAAAACAGAUGAAGACGGGAACACCGCCCUCCACAUUUCGGCGAGAAUGGGCCACGCGGCUGCGGUCAUGGUCUUGGUGAAUCGUGGUGCAGAGUUCAAAAUGAACAAACACGAAAUGUCAUUUUUACACGAGGCGGUGCAAAACGGGAAGCAUGAUGUGGUAAUUGGUGUCAUUGACAGCGAAAGGUGUGCGGAGGCUCUUAUCGCAUUUAUACCAGGUUCAUCUCAGCGAUGUCCCACUAUCGACAUGAUCGAAUAUCUGCCAGAGACCUGCAAGUACCUGUUGGACUCCUGUGUGAGAGAGUCUGGGGAAGAUCAUACCAGCCCUGACUAUCAUGUGAAAUAUGACUUCAAAUGGCUCCAAGCUCCUGUUGAAGUGCAGAAGAAACCAGUGGACAAGUCCAACAGAAUUCAACCCCUCGCUGCACUCAAUACCAUGGUGAAAUACAACCGCCUUGAGCUCCUCAAUCACCCCGUCUGCAAGAGGUACCUCUCCAUGAAGUGGGUUGCGUACGGGAGCACGGCCCAUCUGCUCAACAUGUUCUUGUACCUUCUUGGCUUGCUGCCGCUGACUCACCUCAUCGUGACUCUGAGGCCAUCCGUCAACGCUACUGAAACGGGCGAGCAUGGACUCAUCAUGGUGCCGGUAAACCUAAAGCAGCAGAAUAUAUUCCUGUCCGUCUGUAUGGUGAUGGUCUUAGUCAUGAACAUCUACGCCAUUGUGAAGGAAGUUUUGCAGAUAAUACAGCAGCGAUGGAACUAUUUCAAGGACACCAACAACCCGUUGGACUGGUCAAGCGCCAUCUUUUCACUGCUGUUCAUCAUCCCUCUCAUGUUCAACAUACAAAGUUCUUUGCAGUGGCAGGCAGGAGCCAUGGCGAUUUUUCAAUCCUGGGUUGGAUUUCUGUUGUAUCUCCAGAGAUUUGAGGGCGUUGGAAUCUAUGUCGUGAUGUUCGGUGAGAUCAUGAAGACGCUCAAUCGUGUCGUGCUUAUCUUCUUUUACCUCUUGUUGGCGUUUGCUUUGGCCUUCUAUGCUCUCAUGCUCAACCAGAGGGAGUUUGACACCCUGCCGCUGGCGAUGAUGCAAUCGUUUGUGAUGAUGGUGGGAGAGAUCAACUACCAGAACAACUUCCUGGAUGCUUACCUGAAGAAUGAACUUCCCUUUGAGAUGUUGACUUCGGUCAUGUUCACCUCCUUUGUUAUGCUCAUGCCCAUCUUGCUUGUCAAUCUGAUGAUUGGUUUAGCAGUUGGAGACAUUGCCGAAGUGCAGAAAAAUGCAGCCAUGAAAAGAAUAGCCAUGCAGAUUGACCUCCACACGGCUCUGGAAGACAAGCUGCCUUACUGGUUUGUCAAACGAGCAGACAAAAGUUUCAUCCUCAUCUAUCCUAACCGCAAGUGCUCCAGGUACACUAUAUGGCAAAUAUUAUCAGGCACCGAGGACAACGAAGUGUGGAAGCACACGCAUGCCGCUUCACGAAGUUGCCCCACCAUUGAGAAUGAGCUAAAAAAGCAGAAGUGCCGGAUGAAGGAGAUGUCCAACAUCCUGGAAAAGCAGCACGACCUGCUGAAGCUCAUCGUCCAGAAGAUGGACAUCACGUCCGAGGCGGACGAGUACGACGGCCCGGUGAACAAGCGGGGCAGCAUGUGGCCCAGAGUGUGUCCGCCCAAACGCUCCAGCAGUGGCGUGUCUCGCUGGGUUCCGCUCAUGAAGGCCAUCGGGUCCAAGCCCAAAUGAAGGCAGGCACUACGACGCCCUCCCUUGUAUCCCCCUAUUUGACUUCAAAUGGAAUAAUGCUGGGUGCUUUUUAUGUAGACCAGAGAUGCGUGGCUGUAGACGACCACAAUGUAUCCAUCAGUAGAGUUAUCAAAGUGUCUUUUUCAAACUACUCAUUUUAUUUCAAGUAUCAAAAGUCAAAAGUUUGGAGACACUUUCUCAUUCACUAGCAGAGCAAUUAGGUCUAAACUUUUAUCUGGCAUAUGUUCUAUUAUUAUGAAUCAUUAUUCUUUGUUAAUCACAAACUUCUUUCAGUAAUGUGGCCUACCUUGGCCUUGAAAUACAUUAUAAUUUUACAUAUUUAAAAUGAUAGAAAUUAUAAAUGCUUUAUAUUGAUGCCAUUAAUGCCUUACCCCAAUAGACCCCUAACCCUCUCUGCCGUUGAGCAAAUAACCUUAUUGAACUUAUUUAAGUAAUGUACGUCACAAAAGUGCACAAUGAUGAAAAAAACAGUUCAAGGAAGAGAUGUUUUAAUAGUUAUUUUAAUAAAGGCAUCUGUGCAAAUAAAAGCCAGACCCCUUGCAAACACCAAGUUGCCUGGUCCCCUCUGCAGUCGAGUAAAUAAAUAUUCAAUUUCACACUAUUUUAUAUUACUUUGAAAAAUAAAUCCACAUAUCCGAAUAAACCCCCGUAAACACCUUACUCCUAAUAAAACCCAGAAUAGGUAUUAUUAAAAUUGUAUAAAGUUAGUUUUAAUAUGUUUCCUCUCUAAGCCUUAAUAAAUGUCUGGUUCUUUCUGCAGUUGAGUUUAACUUCACAUACAGCAUAUUUGACUACAUAUUGUUAUCUAAUAUUAUUUAUAUAAUCUUAGUUUUUUGUGCGCGCAUUUUUCGUCUCUAAUGCCUUAUAUUGUUGUUUUAAUUUUAUAAUUUUAGUUUUUGUAUUUUCUCUUCCAAAUGCCUUACUUAAUAUACACUUAGCCCUCUCUGCAGUUGAGUUUAACUCGACACGUUAUUGAAUAAACAUUUUAUAAUUAUAGUUUUGGAUUUUUUCAGUUUUUCUCUCUAACACCCUAUAUUGUUAUUUAAUAUUAAUUUUAUAAUAUUAGUUUUU
This is a messenger RNA of Entelurus aequoreus (snake pipefish), 4449 nucleotides long. RefSeq names its product transient receptor potential cation channel, subfamily A, member 1b (gene trpa1b). Gene Ontology annotation, molecular function: protein binding; monoatomic ion channel activity. The transcript has 27 exons. Gene Ontology annotation, biological process: monoatomic ion transport; transmembrane transport. Gene Ontology annotation, cellular component: membrane. Bases 1 to 3357 code for a protein of 1118 amino acids. The record is from RefSeq and is a predicted model, not a curated record. NCBI's taxonomy places the organism in Eukaryota, Metazoa, Chordata, Actinopteri, Syngnathiformes, Syngnathidae.